Molecule: messenger RNA, 1827 nt
Organism: Chiloscyllium plagiosum (whitespotted bambooshark)
Lineage: Eukaryota; Metazoa; Chordata; Chondrichthyes; Orectolobiformes; Hemiscylliidae
Source: RefSeq, a predicted model, not a curated record
AUGUAUACAGUCUAUAAUGACCCCUACCUGGGGGACACCAACUAUGUUGGCAAAAUCUUCUGCCUGGACUGUAGCCCUGAGCAUGUCACAGGGAAACAAGAUGAAGCUCUGUGCUCUCACACAAACUGCAUCGCGGUAACUGCCUUGAUAUAUGCCUGGGCUGAUUACCUGCACAAGAACAAGCUCUUGUCAUCCUUCAACGAGGAUGUCUUUACAGGAGUCUUGGGUGGACCCACUCUGCUUGAUGUUUCUCAGUCCAGUGUCCACUCCCUCCCAAGCAAGGGGCUGGACCAACUGAAGGAACUAAUGGCAAAGAAUACAUGGACAUUGAAGAGGUUGCCUCCUCUGAAGACUUUCCUUCACCUCACCAGAGCUGACCUCACGUACCCGAGUCACUGCUGCGCUUUUAAGAACUGGAAGAAGAACAAAGGGCUUUUAGAGUCAAUAAUGUGCAACCAUAGCACAAGUCAUGGUUUCCGGCAGAGAAGAUCCUUCAGUUUACACAGUGAGCUCUUACACCGUGAUUACGCUGAGGAUAACAACGCAGCUCACUCCUCUAACCAGGCUUCCAAGCUCCGCGAUUUCCAUAGUAACUCUCACUAUUACGUGUUCUUCGAGGAACAAGGAGAUGGAGAUGUUGGGUUUGGCCAAGAGCUGAAGAACCCUCAAGAGGACCACGUGCAAGCUUUUGACAAUCAUUAUGACUACAUGGUGUGCGGAGGCAAUGAGGAGAUUGCCUGCAAGCCUGAGCCGGAUGAAUUUAACCCUUGCGAGGACAUCAUGGGCUACGACUCUUUGAGAAUCAUAGUGUGGUUCGUUAACCUGUUGGCCAUUCUUGGCAACACCUUUGUGCUCUUGAUUCUGCUGACGAGUCACUACAAGCUCACAGUCCCUCGUUUUCUGAUGUGCAAUCUGGCUGUGGCUGAUUUCUGCAUGGGCGUUUACUUGCUGCUGAUCGCCUCCGUAGACCUCUACACCAGGAGUGAGUAUUACAAUCACGCCAUCGACUGGCAGACAGGGCCAGGGUGUAAAACCGCUGGAUUCUUCACGGUCUUUGCCAGUGAGUUCUCAGUCUAUACGCUGACGGUGAUCACACUGGAGCGCUGGUACGCCAUCAACUUCGCUAUGCGUUUGGACAGGAAGAUGCGGCUAAGGCAUGCCACCAUGGUCAUGGUGGGCGGCUGGGUAAUCUGCAUCACCUUAGCACUUCUGCCCAUUUUAGGAGUCAGCAGCUACAUUAAGGUUAGCAUCUGCCUGCCAAUGGACACAGAGUCCCAGUUAGCUCAGGGCUACCUCGUCUUGGUACUGUUGGUCAACAUCUUGGCAUUUGUCAUCAUCUGCGCCUGCUAUGUCAAGAUUUACAUCACGGUAAAGAACCCGCAUUAUAAGUCUGGCAGCAAAGACACAAAAAUGGCCAAACGCAUGGCAAUCCUCAUCUUCACCGACUUCACCUGCAUGGCCCCCAUUUCUUUCUAUGCGUUGUCCGCCAUCUUGAACAAGCCGCUGAUCACCGUGACCAACUCCAAGAUUCUGCUGGUCCUCUUCUACCCACUCAAUUCCUGCGCCAACCCUUUCCUCUAUGUCAUCUUCACCAAGGCUUUCCGCCGAGACAUCUUCGUCUUGCUGAGCAAGGUGGGCCUCUGCCAGUACCGGGCCCAGCUCUAUCGGGGGCAGGCCCUCCCUGGCAAGAAUGCCAGCACUCUUGCCAGGAACCAGGGCAAUACAGGGGCACCCGUCAACCUUGCCAACGCCAGCCCUCACCAACACCCCAGUAACCGCGGACAGUUGAAGUCUGCUACAAGAGAGUGUAUUGUGAGUGAACUGUAA